Juglans microcarpa x Juglans regia is the source of this 2920-nucleotide messenger RNA. Its product is annotated as glutamate receptor 2.7-like. The transcript has 5 exons. The record is from RefSeq and is a predicted model, not a curated record. Lineage: Eukaryota; Viridiplantae; Streptophyta; Magnoliopsida; Fagales; Juglandaceae. Gene Ontology annotation, molecular function: ligand-gated monoatomic ion channel activity; signaling receptor activity. Gene Ontology annotation, cellular component: plasma membrane. Bases 4 to 2799 code for a protein of 931 amino acids.
UAAAUGGCUUUUCCUCUGGUUUCCAGUAGCUUAGUAUUCAAAUUUUGCGACCUUUUUCCCAUACUCGUCUUCUUUCUUCUCUUACUCUCUGAUGGAGGUGACGCUGCCGAUACAAAGAAAGUUACGAAUAUCGGUGCAAUCAUCGAUGUCAGUUCCCGGAUCGGGAAAGAAGAGAAAACAGCCAUGCAAAUUUACGCCGAAAACUACAACCACCAUUCAAAGACUCACAAGCUGUCUCUCUAUUUUCAGGACCCCGGCAGAGACCCCUUUCAAGUAGCUUCUGCUGCUGGAGAGCUCAUUAAAGAAAAGAAAAUCGAAGUGAUUGUUGGCAUGAACAAAUGGGAGGAAGCAGCUCUUGUAGCCACGGUUGGAAACCAGGCUAAAGUUCCGGUUCUUUCCUUCUCAGCUCCAGCCAUAACUCCACCACUGAUGCAAAGCCGUUGGCCUUUCUUGAUUGAAAUGGCUAACGACGGUUCUGCACAAACGAAAUGCAUUGCAGAUAUAGUGAGAGCGUACAGUUGGAGAAGGGUUGUGGUGAUAUACGAAGAUGAUGCAUAUGGCAGUGACUUGGGGAUUCUAGCUCUUCUUUCUGAGGCUCUUCAGAAGGUUGAUUCAGAGAUCGAGUACCGUUUAGUUGUUCCACCAUUUUCCUCUCUGUCUGAUGAUCCAAAGGUGUUUGUUCACGACGAGCUAGUGAAGCUACAAGAAACGACACUGUCUCGGGUUUUUAUUGUUCUUCAGUCAUCUUUAUCGAUGGCGACGCAUUUGUUCAGAGAAGCCGAGAACAUGGGACUCAAAGGGAAAGAGACGGCUUGGAUUAUCGCGGAAAGUGUUACAAGUUUCCUGGACUUGGUUGAUGAUUCUGUUAUUUCAUCUAUGACAGGUGCUUUAGGAAUCAAGACCGACUAUUCUAGUAGUACUAAUUCUUAUAAAGAUUUCUAUGCCCAGUUCUCCAAAGAUUUCCAAGCCGAGUAUCGAGAGGAAGUUAAUCCCAAGCCGGGAAUUUAUGCUCUCCGUGCAUAUGAUAGUAUUAUGGCCAUUUCACAGGCCAUAGAGAGAAUAACUAGCGACAACAGUGGCCCAGAUAUGUUGUUAGAGAAUAUUCUAUUAAGCAAGUUCUCUGGGUUAAGCUCCGAGAUAAGUUUCGAAGCGGGAAAGCUGUUGCAAAAUCCCAAGUUUAGGAUUGUAAAUGUGGUUGGGAGGGGAGACGAACGAGAAAAGCAGGAAAAUAAGAGGUACAAAGAGUUGGACCUUUGGACGCCAGAGUCUGGCUUCCAUAAUGGCCUUGUGAUAAAGAAAUGUGGGGUGAAAGCCGCAGUUAGUUUGGCUGGCCAAGCAACUUGGCCAGGGAACCAAAAGCAAAUUCCGAAAGGCUGGGCAAUGCCAAAUGAGACGAAGCCGUUGAUAAUCGGAGUUCCCGGUAGAACUUCAUUCCAUGAGUUUGUAAAGGUAGAGUACGGUGAGGGCCCGGUCGAAAAUACAGAUGUCGACGGUUGGUGCAUUCAAGUUUUCAAAAUGGUGCUGGAAAAUUUGAAUUAUUCUCUGCCUUACAAAUUUGUGCCCUUCAAUGGCUCCUAUGACGAACUGGUUUGUGGUAUCGCCAACAAGACAUAUGAUGCAGUCGUUGGUGAUGUGACUAUAUUAGCCGACAGAAUGGAAUACGUGGAAUUUACACAGCCAUAUGCGGAGUCGGGGUUGUCCAUGAUAGUUCCAGCAAAGCCAGAAGGGUCAGCUUGGAUGUUUUUGAAGCCUUUCACUUGGAAAAUGUGGUUGGUGACCUGUGCCCUCAUGAUUUAUACCAUGCUUAUACUAUGGUUCUUGGAGCAUCGAUUCAAUCCAGAUUUUGGAGGCCCAUUGAAGAACCAGAUUGGCACCACCCUUUGGUUCACAUUCUCCUCGCUGUUCUUCGCUCACAGAGAGAAACUUCAAAGCAACUUAACUCGAGUGGUGGUAGUAGUUUGGCUUUUCGUCGUGUGGAUCCUGACCUCAAGUUACACUGCAAAUCUAUCUUCAAUUCUCACCGUGCAACGACUAGAAACGGUUCCAGAUAUCAACUGGCUAAGGAACAGCAACUCAAAAAUUGGUUGUGAUGACGAUUCUUUUGUAAAGGCUUACCUGGAGGGUGUGAUUAAAUUCAAGUCAGAAAACAUCGUUCCGGUUCAAAAGGAAGAUAAUUAUACAGGAUUAUUCGAAAGAAAGGAAAUAGCUGCUGCCUUUCUUGAACUUCCAUACGAGAAAGUUUUCAUCAACAAGUAUUGCAAAUCAUACACUAGCAGCAGACCCACCUAUAGAUUUGGAGGAUUUGGCUUUGUAUUCCAGAAAGGCUCCCCAAUAGCCAGGGAUUUUUCACAAUCGAUUCUAAGGCUAUUUGAACACGGAAAGCUUAAAAAACUUGAAGAUGAAUGGUUGACUCCCUCCCGUGAGUGUGCAACGGAUGUACCAACCAGUACAACUGAACGUUUGAGCCUUGAGAGUUUCUGGGGUCUCUACCUUAUAUCUGGUGUCACUUCCACCAUUUGUUUUCUAAUAUCAUUAAUCCGCUUGCUCAUGAGUUAUCAGCGCCAACAAGAGGCUUCCGGAGGCAACGCAACUCCAAGUGAAAAACUGUCUUGGAAAAAAGCGGUCAGAAUUGCAAGAUACUUCUAUAAGGGAGAGAACAAUACUCCGGCAAGAGCUCCAACUUUUGCUCGCACAAAAGAAUUAGAUGAAUGGAGUUCUUCAAGGUGGGAAGUCGUGAGCAUUUCUGACACUCAGGACAAUAUUCAGGCCUCCCCAACUACUGAAAAUGAAAUGCCUUAGAAAUUAGAACUCCUCAUUGAAUGCACUACGUAGGUAAGCUAAAGAUGAGACAGAGAAUUAUAUUUGCCAAUCCAAACCCUUGGCUGUAAAUAUAUUUCAAUCAUUAUUAUGAGAAAUAAUA